Molecule: messenger RNA, 2556 nt
Organism: Chrysochloris asiatica (Cape golden mole)
Lineage: Eukaryota; Metazoa; Chordata; Mammalia; Afrosoricida; Chrysochloridae
Gene: MAP3K11
Product: mitogen-activated protein kinase kinase kinase 11
Exons: 10
Coding region: 1-2556 (851 amino acids)
Biological process (GO): positive regulation of apoptotic process; microtubule-based process; protein phosphorylation
Cellular component (GO): centrosome
Molecular function (GO): ATP binding; JUN kinase kinase kinase activity; protein binding
Source: RefSeq, a predicted model, not a curated record
AUGGAGCCCUUGAAGAAUCUCUUCCUCAAGAGUCCAUUGGGGUCAUGGAACGGCGGUGUUAGUGGGGGCAGCGGGGGUAGCGGCGGGCUUCGGCCAGAGGGGUCCCCGAAGGCAGCAGCUUAUGCCAACCCUGUGUGGACAGCCCUGUUUGACUAUGAGCCCAAUGGGCAGGACGAACUCACCCUGCGGAAGGGCGACCGAGUGGAAGUGCUGUCGCGGGACGCAGCCAUCUCUGGCGAUGAAGGCUGGUGGGCGGGCCAGGUGGGUGGCCAGGUGGGCAUCUUUCCAUCCAACUAUGUGUCAAGGGGCGGCGGCCCACCCCCUUGUGAGGUGGCCAACUUCCAGGAGCUAAGGCUGGAGGAAGUGAUUGGAAUUGGGGGCUUUGGCAAGGUAUACCGUGGCAGUUGGCGGGGCGAUCUGGUGGCUGUGAAGGCAGCCCGCCAGGAUCCGGAUGAGGACAUCAGUGUGACGGCUGAGAGCGUACGCCAGGAGGCCCGGCUUUUCGCCAUGCUGGCACACCCCAACAUCAUCGCCCUCAAGGCUGUGUGCUUGGAGGAGCCCAACCUAUGCCUGGUGAUGGAGUAUGCAGCUGGGGGGCCCCUCAGUCGGGCCCUGGCUGGGAGGCGCGUGCCCCCCCAUGUGCUGGUCAACUGGGCUGUGCAGAUCGCCCGUGGGAUGCACUACCUGCACUGUGAGGCCCUGGUGCCCGUCAUCCACCGAGACCUCAAGUCCAACAACAUUCUGCUGCUGCAGGCCAUUGAAGGUGAUGACAUGGAGCACAAGACCUUGAAAAUCACCGACUUCGGCCUGGCCCGCGAGUGGCACAAAACUACGCAAAUGAGCGCCGCGGGCACCUAUGCCUGGAUGGCUCCUGAGGUCAUCAAGGCCUCCACCUUCUCCAAGGGCAGCGAUGUCUGGAGCUUUGGGGUGCUGUUGUGGGAGCUACUGACCGGGGAAGUGCCCUACCGUGGCAUCGACUGCCUUGCUGUGGCCUAUGGUGUGGCAGUUAACAAACUCACGCUCCCCAUCCCAUCUACCUGCCCAGAACCCUUUGCACAACUUAUGGCUGACUGCUGGGCGCAGGACCCCCACCGCAGGCCCGACUUCGCCUCCAUCCUGCAGCAGCUGGAGGCGCUGGAAGCGCAAGUCCUGCGGGAGAUGCCAAGGGACUCCUUCCAUUCCAUGCAGGAAGGCUGGAAGCGCGAGAUCCAGGGCCUCUUCGAUGAGCUGCGAGCCAAGGAAAAGGAACUGCUGAGCCGCGAGGAGGAGCUAACACGCGCCGCCCGUGAGCAGCGGUCACAGGCGGAGCAGCUGCGGCGGCGCGAGCACCUGCUGGCACAGUGGGAGCUAGAGGUGUUCGAGCGCGAGCUGACGCUGCUACUGCAGCAGGUGGAUCGUGAGCGGCCCCACGUGCGCCGCCGCCGUGGCACCUUCAAGCGUAGCAAGCUCCGCGCCCGAGACGGUGGCGAGCGGAUCAGCAUGCCUCUUGACUUCAAGCACCGCAUCACCGUGCAAGCUUCGCCUGGUCUUGACCGCAGGAGAAACGUCUUCGAGGUGGGGGCUGGCGAUUCGCCCACCUUUCCCCGGUUCCGGGCCAUCCAGUUGGAACCCGUAGAGCCGGGCCAGGCUUGGGGCCGCCAGUCCCCACGGCGGCUAGAGGACUCGAGCAAUGGAGAAAAGCGAGCAUGCUGGGCCUGGGGCCCUAGCUCCCCCAAGCCUGGGGAAGCCCAGAAUGGGAGGAGAAGGUCCCGCAUGGACGAGGCCACGUGGUACCUGGACUCAGAGGACUCGUCCCCCUUAGGAUCUCCGUCCACGCCCCCAAUGCUCAAUGGGAACCCCCCGAGACCAAACCCAGAGCCUGAAGAGCCUCGGCGCAGCCCAGCAGAACGCAGCGGGGGGAGCAGCAGCUCGGGGACACCCAAGCUCAUCCAGCGUGCCCUGCUGCGUGGCACCGCGCUGCUCGCCUCACUGGGCCUGGGCCGGGACCUGCAGCCACCUGGGGGCCCAGGCCGCGAGCGUGGGGAGCCCCCACCUGCGCCCUCCACACCCAUGCUGUCCCCCACUGAGCCACCAGCCUCCCCACUCAUCCGCUUUUCACCCAAGUCACCUGGUGCACCUGCCUCCCCACUGAGUCCCAAUGCCUCCCCGCUGCUCCUGGACCUGGGCACCCCUGCGGACCAGCCGUCUGCCAAGAGCCCCCGGCGAGAGGAGACCCGAGGACUUACUGUCUCACCCCCACCAGGGAUAUCACGCUCCGCCCCAGGGACCCCGGGCACUCCACGCUCACCACCCCUGGGCCUCAUCAGCCGCCCUCGGCCCUCACCUCUUCGCAGUCGCAUUGACCCAUGGAGCUUUGUAUCUGCUGGGCCACGGCCUUCACCCCUCCCCUCGCCGCAGCCUGCCCCCCGCCGGGCACCCUGGACCUUGUUCCCAGACUCGGACCCCUUCUGGGACUCCCCACCUGCUAACCCGUUCCGGGGAGGCCCCCAGGACUGCAGGGUACAGACCAAAGACAUGGGUGCCCAGGCCCCUUGGGCUCCAGAGGCAAGGCCCUGA